Molecule: messenger RNA, 1509 nt
Organism: Ficedula albicollis (Collared flycatcher)
Lineage: Eukaryota; Metazoa; Chordata; Aves; Passeriformes; Muscicapidae
Gene: CCKBR
Product: cholecystokinin B receptor
Exons: 6
Coding region: 1-1311 (436 amino acids)
Biological process (GO): phospholipase C-activating G protein-coupled receptor signaling pathway
Cellular component (GO): plasma membrane
Molecular function (GO): gastrin receptor activity; cholecystokinin receptor activity
Source: RefSeq, a predicted model, not a curated record
AUGGACCCCCGGCCCCUCAACGUGUCGCUGCAGGAAAUGCUGUGCCGCUCUGAGAACGGCACCGGCAACGGACCCGGCACCGGCAACGGGACCAACGGCUCGGUCUGCGACCUCCUCCGCAGGGGCCUCCGCGGGCCCCCGGCGCCCAGAGAGCUGGACGUGGCUGUGCGUGUGGUGCUGUACGUGCUGAUCUUCGUGCUGAGCGUUGGGGGCAAUGCGCUGGUGGUGGCCGUGCUGGCGCUGAACCGGCGACUGCGCACCGUCACCAACUGCUUCCUGCUGUCCCUGGCGCUGAGUGACCUGCUCCUGGCACUGUGCUGCAUGCCCUUCACCCUGCUGCCCGGUCUCAUGGGCGCCUUCAUCUUCGGCGACGUCGUCUGCAAGCUCGUCGCCUACCUCAUGGGGGUCUCGGUGGCCGUGUCCACCUUCAGCCUGGUGGCCAUCGCCAUCGAGCGCUACAGUGCCAUCUGCAACCCGCUGCAGUCGCGCGCCUGGCAGACGCGGUCCCACGCGUGCCGCGUCAUCGCGGGCACCUGGGCGCUGGCGGCGCUGCUGAUGCUGCCCUACGCCGUGUACAGCACCACGCGCCCCGCCGCCCCGGGGGCCCGCCCGCCCCCCGCCCAGUGCACGCACCACUGGCCCAGCGAGCGCGUCCGGCAGGUCUGGUACGUCCUGCUGCUCCUCGUCCUCUUCUUCAUCCCAGGCGUGGUGAUGACGGUGGCAUACGGGCUCAUCUCCCGUGAGCUCUACCGCGGCAUCCGCUUCGAGCUGGACGUCAAGAAGGAGGUGGCAGCCCAGCGUGGCACUGGGGGGGACCCAGCGCCCGCCUGCGAUGAGGGUGACGGGUGCUACCUGCAGCUCUCACGCCCGGGGGCAGCGCUGGAGCUGCGGGCGCUGGGGGCGGCUGCGCAGCAGGACCGGGCACGCAUCAACAGCUCGGGGGCCCAGCUGGCGGCCAAGCGGCGCGUGAUCCGCAUGCUGGUGGUCAUCGUGGCCAUGUUCUUCCUCUGCUGGCUGCCCAUCUUCGCCGCCAACACCUGGCGUGCCUUUGCCCCGCGGGCAGCCCAGCGGGCGCUCUCGGGGACGCCCAUCGCCUUCAUCCACCUGCUGUCCUACACCUCGGCCUGCGCCAACCCCCUCAUCUACUGCUUCAUGAACCGCCGCUUCCGCAAGGCCUUCGGGGCCACCUGCGCGGGAUGGGGCUGCCGCCGCGCCUGCCCCCGCCGCCCGCCCGAGGACGAGCCCCCCAUGGCCAGCGCCUCGCUCUCCAAGUUCAGCUACACCACCGUCAGCAGCCUGGGACCCCCCUGAGCCGGCACCCCAGAGCCCCUCAACACCGGUGCCUGGGGCCCGCGUCAGCUGGACCCCCACGAGCCCCCCAUGGCAAACACCUUUCUCUCCAAGUUCAGCUACAGCAUCCUCAGCAACCUGGGACCCCCGAGCUAAACCCCCUUAGGCCCCCUCACACCGUGCCUGGGCCCCCGCGAGCUGGGCACCCCCGAGCAUGAC